AUGAGGUGGCUAAUACUACUUAUUGCGACGCUAGUAAUAGCUCAUCUGGGACUGCCAGCGGCUAACCACAUCGGUCACGAGAGGAGCGACCACCGUUGUGGGCCGAGUGUUAAUUGCAGCUUAUGUAAUAAGAAACGCUGCUGUAGCGCUUCUGGUUACUGUGGAAGCGGCGACGACUAUUGCGGGGUUUACUCCUGUGCAUACGACUGCCCCUUUGAUCACCAUACGCCGCCCUGUAAACCGUAUGCAAGUAGUUUCUCCGAUUUAGCUGCAGGUACCGGCGAUGUCGGUGGGGAGAGAGCCAACUGCGCGGUGAUUCAUGUGAAUAUGUCGAUGGGUUGGAUUCAACAACACGGUCCGGCGGUCUUUUGCGGCAGGCAGCCGGCAUCCAAUGGGAGAACCGCAACUAGUUCCGAUGCUUGUUAG
This is a messenger RNA of Linum trigynum, 426 nucleotides long. The record is from the annotation of a GenBank genome assembly. NCBI's taxonomy places the organism in Eukaryota, Viridiplantae, Streptophyta, Magnoliopsida, Malpighiales, Linaceae.